AUGCGGUUCCUGGACGGAGCCGGCAGGACGAAAGGCACGCUCAAGGUGAUGAUUGCGCUGAAUCUGCAUUCGUCGCAGCAGGUGCUACCGGUGAUCACCAAUCCGAUCCUGACCUCGCUGCGAUACCUGGGGGCUGAGAACGCCGGACUGGGCGUGCAACACCACAUGCGGUGCGCCAAGGAGGAGACAAUCUGGAUGGGUGUGGACCGGAUCAAGCUGCUCUUGGAGUACCGCAACCAGGCGCUGUUGGCCUUCGACAAUGCUGACCGGGCCCUUGACGGGCUCUCCAACCUGGUCUUCAUCGACGACGUCUUCCUCUGUGCCCAGGACAUCCUUGAGCUGCUCUGGCAACGUCACUUCCAGGGGGCGGACUCGGCGUGCGGGACCGACUGGUGGGAGGCCAAGACGCUACGGGAACAGUACGGCUCGCAGACCCCUCGCCACCCGAUGACGCCCGCUUGCAUUCGGUGGUCUUCUACGACUCGCAAGACGCUGCGCCCUCGGCUGCAGAUCCUGACGGAGUACAAGGACGGCUACGCGGCAAUCUGCGGGGCCAAGGAGUCGAAGGUCUUCCAGGCCCGCUUCCACAACGUACUCCCCGUGCCCGUGUAUUUGUGCUGGAACGACAUCGUCGCCCUGGCCCCAGCGCCCUUCCGGGGCCCAAAGGGACUCACCUUCUGCGCUGCCGACCGCCUCACUAACGAGUGCUGCAAUAAAUGCCUCCUCGUCCCUAAUGUCGCCGUCACCUACACCCGCAUCAUCUACUAUGCUGACGGCGUUGUCCGCAGCUCCAAUUGCGACAACCGCCCCACGUCCCGUCGACCCUUCCAUGGGGCCCCUGAUAGCCAAUUCUUGGUCGAGAAAAUUGACUGGAGCAGCUACCCCAAGCCUGUCGAAAUUGUUGUUUGUUGGCCUGACCCAACCCCACCCACCCACCUUUCAUGUGAUGCAACCUUUUCCUCAUCCCUCUCAGUAGAACUCGAUAGACCCGACUGUGUGCAAUGGCCCUGGACUUAUGUAUAA
Molecule: messenger RNA, 1023 nt
Organism: Puccinia triticina
Lineage: Eukaryota; Fungi; Basidiomycota; Pucciniomycetes; Pucciniales; Pucciniaceae
Exons: 6
Coding region: 1-1023 (340 amino acids)
Source: RefSeq, a predicted model, not a curated record